UGUUCAUACUUAUUUUUUUAAUCACUUAGAUAGAUUACAUUUAACUUUACCUAUUGCAUUCUUUUGUUUAGUAGAAAAACAAAAUAAAAAGCCCAUUAAAAGCAGUAGUAGUGUAGAAACUUUGCAAUCCCACCUUUUUGAAAACACAAUCUUGUUUGCCAAAAUGAUUGAAGCCAUCAAGUGAAACUUAGCUUCACUCUCAGGAUUUUGGCUUUGAAUGGAUGCAAAUGGUAAAAGUAGAAACACAGGGGAAAUAAGCAUGACUGAGAAUAAAAAAAGUGGUGAAGUUGUGGUUACGAUUUCGGGUGAAGAGAAGGAUUUGAGAAAUGCAAGAGGCAUUCCUGAAUCACCUCAUAGGAAAUCUGUUGAUUCGUAUCCGGCCGAAAAUGCUGUUUUUAUGCCAAGCCCUAAUAGGCCUCCCAAGAUUCCCAAUCCCGAAAACCUAACCAGGCGGAAGACGCUUGCAAGGUCAGCUUACUCAAAGCCCAAGUCGAGGUUUGGUGAACAACAACCUUUGAUUGAUCAUAAUAAGUUUGAUGACAUCGCUGCACAUGUUGGCCAGACGUCGAACUCCCCCAUGAGGCCUGGCUCCAACCGGGCCUCACCUAGAAUGGGAGGGAAUAGUACCGCUUCUCCACUUGGCACACCGUCUAAGGAGACAACGAGAAACGUGUCUAUAAAUCCAAGGACUCCUUUAAUGACGUCACCGGGACCAGCAGGGGGGGUUGAUGAGGAUGAAGAGAUUUACAAGAAGGUGAAGUUACGAAAGAAUUUGAAGUAUAAGAGGGUGAAGAUGAAAGUUCUUUUUGAAUGGGUUAUUUUUCUGUUUCUUUUGGGCUGUUUAGUUGCUAGCUUGACGAUUAAGAGAUUGAAGCGUGAAACAGUUUGGAGCUUGGAGUUAUGGAAAUGGGUUGUCCAGAUAAUGGUGAUCAUUUGUGGUAUGCUAGUCACCAACUGGCUUAUGCAUUUUAUCGUGCUGUUGAUAGAACUAAAUUUCUUGUUGAGAAAGAAGGUUUUAUACUUUGUUCACGGGUUAAAGAAGAGUGUUCAAGUAUGUAUUUGGUUCACUGUAGUUCUUAUUACUUGGACAUUGUUGUUUAAUGCCCAAAGUGUUGAAAGAUCCAAAACUGCAGAUAAGAUUUUGGAUUAUAUUACCUGGACUAUCGUUGCCUUAUUAGUGGGGGCAAUCUUGUGGCUUUUAAAGACUUUAUUGCUUAAGAUUCUAGCAACAUCGUUCCAUGUCAGCAAUUUCUUUGAUAGAAUUCAAGAAUCGAUCUUCCAGCAGUAUGUUCUCUUAACCCUCUCAGGGCCUCCUGUUAUGGAAUCAUUACAGAUGGUCGGGGCGAGUACAAGUGUAAGUCAAAUGAGUUUCCAGGUGAAAAGGAAGGGGAAAGAGACGAAGACUAAAGAGGUGAUUGAUGUUGGUAAGCUUCAUCAGAUGAAACGAGAAAAAGUGUCUGCAUGGACUAUGAAGAUGUUGGUUGAUGUGAUAUCGAGUUCAGGACUCUCCACAUUUUCUGGUGUUAUUGAAGAAAGUGCUUAUGACGGACCUAGUGACUCUGCAGAUAAGGAGAUCACCAAUGAGAUGGAAGCAAUUGCUGCUGCUUACCACAUUUUUAGAAAUGUCGCUCAGCCUGGUUUUACAUACAUUGAAGAUAUAGAUUUAAGGAGGUUUAUGAUCAAGGAGGAGGUAGAUGUUGUGUUUCCAAUGAUUGAUGUGGCUGAUAAAGGAACUAUUGAUCGGAAAACUUUAACAGAAUGGGUGGUCAAGGUUUACAAUGGACGUAAAGCUUUAGGACACGCUUUAACCGACACUAAAACAGCAGUAAAGCAAUUGGACAAGCUUGUUACAGCUGUCCUGAUUGUAAUAGUCAUAGUCGUGUGGCUUCUUUUGACAGAAAUUGCUUCCACCAAAGUACUCGUUUUACUAUCGUCGCAGCUUGUUGUGGCUGCUUUCAUAUUUGGCAACACUUGCAAGACCAUUUUUGAAGCUAUUGUGUUCGUAUUCAUAAUGCAUCCAUUUGAUGUUGGUGAUCGUUGUUGCAUUGAUGGGGUUCAGCUGAUAGUUGAAGAGAUGAAUAUCUUAACGACGGUUUUCUUGAGAUUUGAUAAUGAGAAGAUAUACUAUCCAAAUUCUGUUUUGUCUACAAAGCCUAUCAGUAAUUUCUAUAGAAGCCCUGAUAUGGGCGACAAUGUGGAAUUCUCUAUUGAUUUCAAUACACCAUUUGAGAAGAUCGGGCAAUUGAAAGACAAGAUAAUGAAAUAUUUGGAGAGGAAUCCCCAAUUAUGGUACCCAAAUCACAAUUUUGUUGUGAAGGAGAUUGAAAAUGUAAACAAGAUAAAGAUGGCCCUCUUUUUCACUCAUACGAUGAACUUCCAAGACUACGGUGAAAAGAAUAAGAGGAGAAGUGAACUGGUUUUGGAGCUAAAGAAAAUAUUUGAAGAGCUGAAGAUCAAAUGCAAUCUCCUUCCACAAGAUGUUCACGUCCAUCAUCCAGAAACGACACCUGGACACAUCAAAUAAUCAUGCAUGCUCGCAUUAAAAGCUGGGCACUGAUUUCUUGCAUCAUGAAUAUCUUACACACGCACACGAGGGAAGCUACAAGGAUAUUGUAAGGAUAUAUUGGGAUCUGGUAAUGGUCUAAGUAUUGCACUUUGUCUGUAGAGACAACCUAGCAAUGAAAAAGCCUUAUCUCUAUGUUACCGAAGACUUUGUAGUCGCUUCUUAAAAACGAUAUGAAUAGAAUCAUAUCACAUGCUUUA
Messenger RNA from Erigeron canadensis, 2763 nucleotides. Its product is annotated as mechanosensitive ion channel protein 10-like. Bases 218 to 2524 code for a protein of 768 amino acids. Gene Ontology annotation, cellular component: plasma membrane. Gene Ontology annotation, biological process: detection of mechanical stimulus; transmembrane transport; monoatomic anion transport. Gene Ontology annotation, molecular function: mechanosensitive monoatomic ion channel activity. The record is from RefSeq and is a predicted model, not a curated record. The transcript is spliced from 7 exons. NCBI's taxonomy places the organism in Eukaryota, Viridiplantae, Streptophyta, Magnoliopsida, Asterales, Asteraceae.